ACAAUCAUGAGAUUAAGUCAAGUAUUUCAAAAAGCUUUUGUAACCGCCGACUGACAGAUGGAAAACUUAUAACGACAGAUGAUUCGUGCACCUUUAUUUGGAGUUUUUCUUUCAAUUUUAAUUUGUAACAAUUGAGUAUUGUUUUCACGCUCUGUCGCCACUGAAAAAUGUUGAAAUUUUAAUGGGGAACACGCGGAGACUUUGUAAAGUCAGAAGGGCUAUUUCAUGAAAAGUAAAGCUAUUAAGUUUCGUUGUGAAAAUAACUUUUUGUUUCAGACAUCGAAAUCUACGGCACAACUUGAACAGUUUGAUUAAAAAAUUGCAAAUUUACUGAUUGAAGUUACCCACUGAAGACUGUCUCGAAAUAUAUCAUUGUUUUUUUAUUCAUUCAUUAAAAACCUUAGCCGCAUUUAUAGCCGUCCAUAAAAGCUUUUAGUCGCCGCAAUGGCAAAAGAGGGUUGGGAAAAGGAACUCAGUCCCUGCUCUCUUAGGGCAGUAAUAAGAGGAGUGCUGGUGAACGAUAUUUUGUUUACCUAAAGUCCCGACAAAAUAAACGAGACGGAAAAAAAAGUUUACAUAAUUGGCGCACAUCUGCGCCAGGAAAAUUCAUCUCAAUGCGGACGGAGUUUUCCGCGCGAUCUCUCGAUUAAUGUUCAUGUUAACCUCCUUUACAAUUUCCGCUAUCUUUUAAAAUCUUCUAGAAUGAAAUUUUAUCCUUACUAAAUUACCAGAGGUGUGAGAAGACAAAACUAAUUAAACAGGUUUUUCACAUCAAAUUGUUUUGGGUAGAAUGCUAUUUGCACAUCACAUCAACAUUUCACUGACAAUACCCAUCGCUUUUUGCUUCAAGCGUUGCAAAUUAAUGACGAUUUUAAAAUCACACUUGUUUGAUGUGCAACUCUUGCAGAAACAGGCAGAAUGUCUAUUUUGUUAACAGAAGUUUUUGAAGGACUGCCCCUCUAAAGUUACAUUUGCGAAGGGCACAGUCAGAAAUCUUCAUUAACGUACUCAGUUCAAGGUGAAGGUUUGUCAUUUAUGGGACAUACGUCCAUCCGUCGCCUAUUCUUCUUUUUGACAUCAAAGCAAUCGAUCUUGUGCCGCCUCCGCACAUAACAAGUUAAAUAUAAACGUAACAGCACCAAAAAAUUGAUUUUAACUUCACUUUGUUGAUGAAUGGGCAGUUGAUCUGAUUUGCUGCAGCUCUAGAUUGUAAAACACAAAAUAAUACCGAAUAUAUCGGGCGAAGUGCUACCAGAAUGACUGCAAACUCGACAAUUCACAUGUGGAAUUUGACGAUCAAUGCUAGCACCCGGUUUCCGUCAAAUUCGACACUAAAUGCGCCACCGUUUGCAGGAGUGCCUCAACUGUACGUUAUCCUUGGUACGCUCUUCUUCUCCUUAAUUAUCGUGGCUGGUUUGUUUGGGAAUGCUCUUAUAGUAGCGACACUUUCUCGUUGGCGGGAAAUGAGAACACCAUGCAAUUUACUAAUCGCAAACAUCUGUGCCGCAGACUUGGGAGUUUGUGUUCUUGCGGCACCACUAAGGAUCAUCGAAAUUUAUCAUGGUUGGCCUUUCGGUGAUGUGCUGUGUCAAAUAUUUUUUCCCCUCCAAGAUGUUUUCGUAUGUGUCUCAGUAGUCACACAGACCGUGAUCGCUCUGGAGAGGCAUCGAGCCAUUGUCUCGCCCUUCAAGCCGACACUUACUCUCCGACGCGUCAGUAUGGUAGUUCCAGCAGUGUGGGUGGCCUGUUAUGUGACAGCCGGUGUUCCGAUGCUACUUUUCAUCAAGGUCACUUUGUUUCCCGAUGGGAAGUUCUAUUGUUUUCCAGUUUUCUCCAAUAAAGGUUACAGAAUCGCGUACGAGAUGUAUCUGGUGAUUUUGUUCAUAACUUUACCACUAGUGGUUCAGAGUCUGGCAUACUUUGACAUCAUCCGUUUACUCAGAGCAAAAGACGAAAUCGAGGCGAGAAGUGAAUCCUUUCUGCCGAACUCUUCCAUGAGGAAAACGAUAAAUGAUCGCCUCCGACAGAAAAAGCACCUGGUUAGGAUUCUAGUGGUGUUGAUGUUGGCUUUCCAAAUUUGCUAUCUUCCUCGUGGUGUGAUCAUGUUACUGACUGAAUUUAGCCCAGAAACAACGUCGAAGCCAGACUUCAACUAUGUAAACCUUAUUACAUUGGCGAUGUACUACAUCAAGCACGUGAUCAACCCAGUAAUUCUUUUAGCGAUGAGCAAAGAUUUUCGUUCCGGUUGCUUAAACAUUUGUUCAUCGGGAGGCAAACAAUUGCCGUUCAUGCGAGGCAGCCGUUAUUCGAGUAGUCGUCAAGCUACGAUGCGAAGCUCUGCGCGGACAUUAACCGGUGUUCCGAUGAGGAUGAUUUCCGGAGCAGGAGAUAACAUUUCAGAUCACCUAACGAAUAACAUGCAUAGAUAAAAAAUAUUCUUGGCAAGAACCAGCUCUCUUCAGAGUUGGCAAGCUAUGUUAUUGAAAGCUAGACUAAUGUCCGUUUUAUUGACAUUUCUUCUUAGUGAUCAAGCAACUUCGGAGAAGCCGGGCUAGUCUCUAACCAGGAAAACUAAUUGUAGUGAUUUUUACAGUUACUUAAGUCUAAAGGGAAUAUGAAUGGACGAUAAACCAGCUUGAGAAUUUGAGCGAGCGUUAGCUAUAGGCUGCUAGUAGCCGAUCGAUCUACAAUUCGUAACUAUUAUUGUUAAUAACAUAUGUAAAGAAGGCGAUCAAGCUCCACGAACUGAUUGAUAAAUCUUUUAAUCAAAACGUUCGAGAACGGCAACAUUGUAUUGGCCUACAAAUCCAUAGGGUUAUCAAAAUAGAUCGGUGAUUUUCACUGAAACAUUCGUGGGAGUAAAAAAUGCAGAAUUCAAAAUCUUUUUAUUAUCCAAAAUGAUGAUGGGAACGCGAAAGUGACGAGUAGAAUUUAAAUUUGGGCCGUUUUCAAAGUAUCAGGAUUAAUUGUUUAAGAGAACAAAUGGUUAAGAAAAUUUGCAUGUGUAUGAUUGCUUAGUUAUAAAUUAAAAAAACAAAAAAUUUUC
Molecule: messenger RNA, 3046 nt
Organism: Pocillopora damicornis (cauliflower coral)
Lineage: Eukaryota; Metazoa; Cnidaria; Anthozoa; Scleractinia; Pocilloporidae
Product: prolactin-releasing peptide receptor
Biological process (GO): G protein-coupled receptor signaling pathway
Cellular component (GO): plasma membrane
Molecular function (GO): G protein-coupled receptor activity
Source: RefSeq, a predicted model, not a curated record